Oncorhynchus nerka (sockeye salmon) is the source of this 5150-nucleotide messenger RNA. Its product is annotated as alpha-2-macroglobulin-like. The record is from RefSeq and is a predicted model, not a curated record. Bases 383 to 4804 code for a protein of 1473 amino acids. Lineage: Eukaryota; Metazoa; Chordata; Actinopteri; Salmoniformes; Salmonidae. Gene Ontology annotation, molecular function: endopeptidase inhibitor activity. The transcript has 36 exons. Gene Ontology annotation, cellular component: extracellular region.
UGUGUGUUCAUGUAAGAAGGUAUUUGUGUGUCAGGAAAUCUGAUACAGGAGAGCAGAGGGGGUCGUGAAAGAAGAGAACAGAGGGGGUCAGUUUUAUGGCUGGGUGUAUGUGUUCUUGCGAUGGAAUGUCUUUGUUUCCUGGGGUGGUAAGACAACAGAGCUGAGGGGAUAGUGUUAGGGGGUUGUUUUAUUGCAGGGAGAGUGACCUGGUUCCUGUUUUAGCAGGGGUACGUGAAAUGACUUGAGUCAAGCGGAUUAGUUUAGCGCUGUAUAAUCUAUAAGCUAUGUGUAUGAAUAUUUAUAUAACACCAUAUCAUCUGGACGAGGGAAGGGAGCAUUUGAAAGUACGAAGGAAGACCGGCUGUGUACCGAAGCUAUUGCCAUGGCUCUCCACUUACUUUGCCUUGUAUUGAUCACCUCAGUGAUUUUACAAACUGUGACAUCGAGCACCUUCAAAUCGAUUUACCUGGUGACGGUCAGCUCGGAAGUGGUAGGAGGGACCACAGAGAAACUUUGUGCUCAGGUCCAUCAAGCCACAGAGCCUCUGUCAUUGAAGGUGUCAAUGGAGAUGGAGGGUGGCAGCAGCACCAUUCUACUGGAGGCAGCCGUAACACAGGAUUUCUAUCGCUGCACCUCCUUCCAGGUACCCACAGUGAAGACUGACAGUGUGGCCACUGUACAUGUUAGCAUCAAGGGGAGGAAGGAUGAGAUGAGUAAAAAGACCAAGAUCUUGAUCAAGCCCAAAAGAUUCCUCACCAUUUUCCAGACAGACAAACCAGUCUACAAACCUGGACAGACAGUCAAGUUCCGAAUCGUCUCGCUGGAUGCUAGUUUCUUGUCAUUCAAUCAGAUGUAUGAAACAGUGGAACUUCAGGACCCCAACUCCAACCGCAUUGCUCAGUGGUUGAACCAGUCAACAGUGAGUGGAAUUCUGGACCUGUCCCACCCCAUGUCUGCAGAGGCAACGCAAGGAAGUUACAUCAUCACUGCAUGGAAUGAGAAGGGAGAACAAACCUCCCAAAACUUUGACAUCAAAGAAUAUGUGUUGCCCAAAUAUGAGGUGAAAGUCCAUCUUCCCCAAACAAUAACUAUUCUGGACAAUCAAGCAACACUGAGAGUUUGUGGAAAAUACACUUAUGGAAAACCAGUGCUGGGGUCUGUCACGAUGAAAGUUUGUAGAAAUGCCAUUCGACAUCACUGGUUAUAUGUUUCUAGUAAUAUCUGCAAGUUGUAUAUUAUGAAAACCGACAAAACUGGUUGUGCAACCCAAAUUAUUGACGUGACCCGAUUCGCUCUAAAUGAAUCAAGGUUUGAUGACUUUGAAGUGGAGACUGAGAUGGAGGAAUAUGGAACGGGAGUCAUCCUUAAAGGUAGUGGCAAGGCAAGCUUCACCAAUGUCAUCGUAACUGUUUGUUUUGAGGACGUGCCCCAAGCAUAUAAACCAGGGAUUGCAUAUGAGGGGAAGAUCAAAGUGACCGGUCCAGACUCUACUCCCAUUCCCAAUGAGCCUGUGUAUCUCUUCCUACAAAACAGUGGCACAUCUGAGGACUGGACUCUCACCACAGACAACAAGGGCAUUGCUUCUUUCUCUCUAGACACUUCUCUGUGGAGUUCUGAGUCUGUGUCUCUGUCGGCUCGUUAUCAAAAGGUUAGGGAGGAUUAUCGGUACAUGCACGGUGUGCGUAGACCAGCAUAUACAUCCGCUUACCAUUUCGCAAGGAAAUUUUAUUCCAAGAGCAAGAGCUUUGUGAAGAUAAUGCAGGGCGAUGGGAAGUUCUCCUGUGAGAAGGACGGUAUUGUUCUUGCUCGCUACAUCAUCCAGGGGGAGGAGCUGAUGAAGGGACAGAAGACCCUGAACUUUUUCUAUCUGGUUAUAUCUAGAGGCAGCAUUCAGCAGCAUGGCUGUCUUCCUGUGACUGUUAAUGAAGGAAGAGUAAACCAAGGGGAGCUGACGCUCUCGCUGCAGCGAAUGUCUAAGCUGACCCCUUUAGCCCAGGUAGUGGUGUAUACCAUGCUGCCUGAUGGGGAGGCAGUAGCAGACAGUCGAGACUUCCCCAUUCAACUCUGCCUGAAAAACAAGGUGUCCCUGAAGUUCUCGACCCUCCAGGAGUUGCCAGGGGAGAAGACCUUUCUGAGCCUCCAGGCCCACCCAGGGUCUCUUUGUUCUCUCAGGGCCAUCGACCAGAGUGUGCUGCUGCUGCAGCCUGAACAGGAGCUCAGCUUAGACUCUGUCUUCAGUCAGCUGCCUGUUCAGAAGUUGUCUGGAUAUUCAUACAAAGUGGAAGACUUUGACCCCUACCCAUGCCUACCUGAAGAGGAGAUGGAGGUGCCCCCUCCACCUGUACCUAAACAGGCCGAUGAUUUGGAAGCAACACCUGUACCUGAUAGGAAAAAACGCUCAUUCUGGUUUGGCCCCAACAACGACAAAAACGACGUUUACAACAUCUUUAAAGAAGUUGGAAUCAAGAUCCUGACCAACUCUGACGUGAAAAAACCUUUUGACUGUAACCUACACUUUUCUAUGGAUAUGGUAGAAUAUGAUGAAAUUGAUGCUCCAUUGCUAGUUGCCAACAUGAUGCCAGAGACCUCAGCCGCUGAAGCCUCUGCCGGGCCUAAGGAGACCGUCCGCACAUACUUCCCUGAGACCUGGAUCUGGGACCUGGUGCCUGUGGGAGAUACAGGAGAGGUGGAUGUUGAGAAGACUGUCCCUGACACCAUCACCAAGUGGGCUGCAGGGGCGUUCUGUACUUCCUCAGUGGGUUUUGGCCUGGCUCCCAACACUGGCCUCACUGCCUUCCAACCCUUCUUUGUGAGCUUGACGCUGCCCUACUCUGUCAUCCGGGGGGAGGUGUUCACACUCAAGGCCACAGUGUUCAACUACCUCUCCAAGUGUAUCAUGGUGAAGGUGAUUCUAGCUGAGUCGGACCAGUUCACAGCCAGGCCAUGUGAAGGCUGCCAGUACACGCUGUGUCUGUGUGCUGAAGAGAGCAGCACCUUCAAGUGGAUCCUCACCCCAACUGCUCUGGGGGAGGUGAGUGUGAAAGUGAGCGCCGAGGCAUUGAAGACUGAGGAGCUCUGCGGCAACGAGGUGGCCACGGUGCCAGAGAAAGGACGCCUUGAUACCAUUGUGCAAACACUGCUGGUAGAGGCCGAGGGAACCCAGGAGACGGUUAGCCACAACGCCCUGCUCUGCCCUGCAGAGGGCCCAGUGGAGAAGGACAUCUCUCUGAAGUUGCCUGAUGUGUUUGUGGAGGGCUCUGCCAAGGCCUCUCUCUCAGUACUAGGCGACCUGAUGGGCCGGGCCAUGAAGAACCUGGACAGCCUGUUGCAGAUGCCCUAUGGCUGUGGAGAGCAGAACAUGGUGCUGUUUGCUCCCAACAUCUACAUCCUCAACUACCUGCAGAGCACCAGGCAGCUCACCAAGGAGAUCCAGACCAGGGCCACAGGCUUCUUAGAGAGUGGCUACCAGAGAGAGCUCAACUACAAGCAUGAUGAUGGCUCCUACAGUGCCUUUGGGAAGAGUGAUGAGUCUGGAAACACCUGGCUCACCUCCUUUGUGCUGAAGUCCUUUGGUGGGGCCAAGCCCUACAUCUUUGUGGACCCCGCCCACAUUGCCCAGGCCAAGGCCUGGUUGGCCAGUCACCAGCAGAAUGAUGGCUGCAUCACAUCAGUAGGGAAACUCUUCCAUAACGGCAUGAAGGGAGGGGUCGGGGAUCAAGUGUCGCUCACUGCCUACAUUACCGCUGCACUGCUGGAGCUGGAUGGCAACACUACUGACCCCAUGGUGGAGAAGAGUCUGGUGUGUCUGAAGGCAGCAGUGUCUGACAAGCUGGACAACACCUACACCACAGCCCUGAUGUCCUACACAUUCACCCUGGCACAAAACCAGGAUAUGAGGGCCAAGCUUAUCACCCACCUGGACAAGAUUGCUGAUACCUCAGGUGGCAAUCGUCACUGGGAGAGAGCAGAGGCUUCUGGGCGGAAGACCGACUCUCUGGAGGUGGAAAUGACAUCCUACGUGCUGCUAGCGCUGCUCUCAGGCCCCUCCAUGCCAGGCUUUGGGCUGGACUACUCCACCGCCAUCGUCCGCUGGCUGGCCCAGCAGCAGAACCCCUACGGAGGUUUUGCUUCCACACAGGACACAGUGGUAGCACUGCAGGCUCUGGCCAAGUACGGUGCUGCCACCUUCAGUCCAGAGGGCGCCAGUACAGUCAGUGUGAGCUCAGCCGGAGGCCUGAAUAUGGAGUUCACUGUGAAUCAGAACAACAGGCUUCUCUAUCAGGAGGAGCAGCUGAGGGAGGUCCCUGGGGACUACAACAUCAAGGCACAGGGCAAAAGCUGUGUGUUUGUGCAGAUCGCCAUGCACUACAAUAUUCCCCCUCCUCCUGAUUUCUCUGCUUUUAACAUCUCAACAGAGACGCUGGGGAAAUGCAACGGCACCAAGAAAUCAAUGAGUGUGUCUGUGGAUGUAAGGUACAACGGUCGACGAGAGGAGACCAACAUGGUGAUCAUCAAUGUCAAACUUCUCUCCGGCUUCGUCCUGGACAAGUCCUCCCUCAGGCCUUUGAAAAAUGACCCCACUGUCAAACGAGUUGACCUAGAGGAAGGACAUGUCAUCAUCUACCUAGAUGGGCUUAUUCAGAAGGAAACUAAGACGUACAGCCUGGCCAUAGAGGAGGUUGUGCCUGUGAGGAAUCUGAAACCAGCUGUGGUAAAAGUGUAUGACUACUACCAGACAAGUGAUGAAGCUGUGAGUGAAUACAGCUCCCCAUGUGCAGAGAGUGAUGAAAUCAAUGAAGUGUGAAAGACAGAAAGCCAAUCACAAGCUGACUGGACCAUGGCUCAACCAAUUUCUUUCUUAUCAAGGAAGUCAUGUUUUUAGGUAGAGCUCAUAAAACCUCUACAGUUCAUGGUACCACAUUGACCAACUUGUGAUCCAUUUUUAACAGAAGUGAAUUUUUAAAAUGUGUUUAAUAGAUGGGCAUUAGAAUGUACUUUUAAUUAUUUUUAUUUUUUUUGUAACUUUGAUUUAUGCUAAAACGAUUAUGUGAGAUCGUUAUUUCAAAAGUAAUAUCAGUGUUUCUACUGCGACGAUGAGAAUGAAAUGUUUUAAUAAAACCAUGGCCAUGUUGCUAUGAUUUCAAACCAGA